GGCGCAAAGAGGACAAGGGCAAGAAAAGGAAAAAAAAGUGCGGCCAGGACAAAGUGCCCAGCCUCAUUCAGGGAGGCGGGUGACCCAUCGCAAGGCGGCAGGCAUACGCAUUGCAAUACAACCGGACGCCGUCGCGCUGCAGCGCCCAACAGGGCGUCACUGUCUGCUCCGACUGCCCAGAAUAAUUCCUACUGGGCCAUCGUUCACCAGGUUGACACGCAUGCACGACUGGCACCGUCCCGUUGCGACUCGUUCCUCCGCGCAGUCCCCCGCGAGGGCGUCACGCAAGCAGUGGAACAUCUCCGGCGCACGCUCGGAGCCCAUCGCCAGGUGAAAGUCCGGUUUUUUGCCCUUCAGGACGUGCAUGAGGUGAAUUGGGAGAUGAGCAGGAUGCCGCCGCCGACAUGCCUGACGCAGCAGCCCCGCGGCUUCGACCAGUUCGCGCUGGGCCAAAUGCUCAGCGCCAGAAGCGUCCACGCGACGCAACCGACGGCGGCGACGGAAACGGACCCGCUGAGCACCCGCCCUCACCACCGCCUUUUACCCACCCGGCGCCUCGCUUAUUUUGGUCUCUUGCAGCCGCCCUGA
Molecule: messenger RNA, 588 nt
Organism: Trypanosoma rangeli
Lineage: Eukaryota; Euglenozoa; Kinetoplastea; Trypanosomatida; Trypanosomatidae
Exons: 1
Source: RefSeq, a predicted model, not a curated record